AUGACCGGCGCAGAUGCGUCUAAUGCUGUAUCAACCGCCAUAGCGAAACGACGAGCGCGCAACCGGGCUGCACAGAAGACGUUCCGGGAGCGACAAGCUAGGUAUGUGAAAGAAUUGGAGCAAGCCGUCGGCAAUACGACCGUCCACAGCGAUGUAGCACUAGAUUUGGCGAAUGCAGAAACUUCACGGCUCCGGGAGGCAUUGCAAUCCAGCAAAGCCCGUGUAUCACAGCUCUGCGAUGCCCUGUCAGCGGUGGUUAGUGAUCUCGAAGCGGCUCUUGCCACGGCUGGUCCCAAUGCGAGCGUCGGAAUCGAUCAGUCCAUUGCUCGACUCAGGGAAGAAGAGGAUGGCGGAAGGACGCCCGGAUUCCCGCCGCCAGGGUCUUCGACUGCAAUAGAGCCCAAUUACGAUAGCGGAGCCCAGGCAGCUUCUCAUGCUGUAGCGACUCAACCACGGGAAUGCGAGACGGCGACGCUACCCUCUGGCGCGCUCAAUUGCUUUCCCAGCGCAGAAUGGGCGUCAAGCACAGCAGUGCUCGGAGCUGCAAGCUUUCCGCUAGAUUUGUCGCAGCACCAGACCUUGUUUCCAGCCGACUCACCAAAUGGCAGUCUCGAUCUAGUCACGACCGGACUGUCUUUCCCACCAGGAGUCAUCAACUACCCGUCCGUAUUCUCUGCCCAUCUAUCGAUCAUCGACUUGUUCGCGAAGAAGAAUCCGGCAUACGAGAAUCGGGUCACAAAUCCCGCCGCGUUUGCGAAGCUAGUUUCCACGAUGGUGAACAUGUUCGUCCACACGUGCUGGCCAGAAAUGUCGCUCUGGUGGACAUACAUUCAGUCUGCAGCAGUCGUCGAGAAGCUCAUCCGAUGGUCUUUGGACGCAUCGUUAGAGAACUACAAAACGCUUCCGGUAACGCACAGGCCAACAGCAUUGCAAACUUGCACGGCGCACCCGCCAAUUAUUGACUGGGCCUUCUUUCCUACGAUCCGAGACCGGCUGAUCGAGUUGUACUCACACUCAUGGGUUCUUGACGACAUCGUCUGCAGACUCGUCCAUUCCUAUGUGGUUGAGGCAGAGCUUACGCAUGUUGUGACGGGUCUAGAAGGCAUGCCCUCUCAAAUAGGAUACUUUCGAGUAUGGGACAUUGUACGCACCAUUUCGGCCGAAUCCAAGGCGCAAUCAGACUUCUGGACCGAUUUCGACAACGAUACCUUUGGAGAGACUGCAGAUCCAUUUGAACUGGACUUGACCGAAACAAGUCAUUCAUGGACCAAGGUACCGCUCGAAAAGAUCUACAGGUCUCGAGAGGCUGCGUGGAAAUUGUUCAAGCUGCUUCGUAUGGAAGACCGUCGUGCAAUCAAGCUGGAUCCGGCUUUCGCGACUGCGCACCCAGAGCUAUGUGAUGAACCUAGCAUCAUUGCUUCCGGACUCGAUUGCACUCUGCAGGGCGACAAGGUUCUGUCAGCCGAGUCAGUCAGCCUGGAGUCACUGGCGCCAGAGCUACUUGCUACUGAAUGGGGACCGCGAUGCCCACAGGCCAGCAACGCUGGUCGUGCGCGCCGAUCAUACCUCUAUGCCGGCACCGACGCCUCGGACCAGAUCGAACAAUCAGAGUUCAAAUGCUUGAACCUUAACGUUUAUGCGCCGUCAGACCGGAACGGGCCAUUGCUCCCUGUUGUUGUAUGGAUUCAUGGCGGCGGGUUUGUCUUUGGCGAUGCGGGCCCGGAGUAUGACGGAUCUGCCAUGGUCGAGAAGGCCACAAGCAUUGGUCAGCCGUUCAUCUGCGUCACGGUCAACUACCGACUAGGCUUCUUUGGGUUCCUUAGCUGCGAAGAGUUACGGAAAGAAGCACGGGCGCCUGAUGGGCUCUAUCGACCAAAUCCAGGUCUGUACGACCAAAGACUGGCAUUGGAAUGGGUCGGUGAGCACAUCCACCAUUUUGGGGGUGACUCGGGCCAAAUUACGAUUGCCGGUCAGUCUGCGGGUGGAUGGUCCGCGCUGGCGCAUGUUUCAGCAGAUGUCAACUUGUGCCAGCAAGCGCUGGCGAUGUCUCCCAUGAUCAUAUCCUUCAAGACCGAGGCCGAAUGUCAGGCCGAGUUCGACUGGCUAGUUUUCAACGUUGGGAUCAGGGCAGAUGCGUCCGCGAAGCAGAAGCUCGCUGCUGUUAGAGGCCUGUCCGAUGAUCAAAUGACCGCUCUGCUCGAUGGUGCAGUUCUCAUACGCCCUACUUGGGACGCCGACUGGUUCACGGCGCUACAGCCAUGGCAACGACUUGAUGAACUGCAUGCUUUCCCCAGCCACAUACGUGCAGUCAUGAUCGGCAGCACUAAGGAUGAGACAGCGGCAGCCAGAGCGGCUUGGUCAUCUCUCGCGCCAGGAGAUCUGGGCGAGACGAUACACACAUUGUGUGGCGACGCGGGGCUUGCUAACGAACUUGCUUCUGCCUACUCGCUGGAUUCCCGGGAUAGCCAGACGGCGGCAGACGGCCUUGUUCAGUUGACGACCGAAGCCUUCUUCGCCCUCUCAUCGGCGAGACUAGGCGAUCUUCUGCCAUGGCUCUACGCAUAUGAAUUCGCACAGAUCGACACUUUCACGGCCAGCGCGUGUCCGAAUAUGGCAUAUCACUGUCUUGACCUACCGUUCCUGUUUCGACUGCCGGCUGUGGCUGGUGACCAGGCUGACCAGGGCCUCAGAGCAACGUCCGAUGCGCUGACAGAGGCUGUGUCCACUUUUGUGCGCGGUAUCGCACCUUGGGAGCUCUACCACGAGAGUAAGCGCAGGGCAGUCUUCGAUGGCAAGGGCGUCACACUGCGACAGGACACUGGGCGCGAGCAUUGGCGCCAGUUCUUCGACACAACUGUUCGUGCGCGCCUGCUGGUUGAUCUCGGUCGGAGAUUGAUGACAUACAGACUGGAUCGACGCACGCAAGCUCGAAUACAGUAA
Molecule: messenger RNA, 2940 nt
Organism: Cyphellophora attinorum
Lineage: Eukaryota; Fungi; Ascomycota; Eurotiomycetes; Chaetothyriales; Cyphellophoraceae
Product: Para-nitrobenzyl esterase
Exons: 6
Coding region: 1-2940 (979 amino acids)
Biological process (GO): regulation of DNA-templated transcription
Molecular function (GO): DNA-binding transcription factor activity
Source: RefSeq, a predicted model, not a curated record